Messenger RNA from Egretta garzetta (little egret), 4388 nucleotides. It is a transcript of the gene MOCS1, whose product is annotated as molybdenum cofactor synthesis 1. Gene Ontology annotation, biological process: Mo-molybdopterin cofactor biosynthetic process. The transcript is spliced from 10 exons. The record is from RefSeq and is a predicted model, not a curated record. The coding region runs from base 145 to 1905 and encodes 586 amino acids. Gene Ontology annotation, molecular function: GTP 3',8'-cyclase activity; 4 iron, 4 sulfur cluster binding; cyclic pyranopterin monophosphate synthase activity. NCBI's taxonomy places the organism in Eukaryota, Metazoa, Chordata, Aves, Pelecaniformes, Ardeidae.
GAAUUGCAAAGCUCAGGAAGAGGACGCUUUCUACUGGAACAUGCUGUUCCCUUCUCUGCUUUUUUGACGGACAGUUUUGGGCGUCAGCACAAUUACUUGCGAAUUUCUUUGACUGAGAAAUGCAACCUCAGGUGUCAGUAUUGUAUGCCAGAGGAAGGUGUUCAACUGACCCCUAAAUCGGAGCUACUUACUGCUCAGGAGAUAAUCACCCUAGCCAGGCUGUUUGUGAAAGAAGGUGUAGAGAAGAUCCGACUGACAGGAGGAGAGCCCCUUAUCCGUCCUGAUGUGGUUGAUAUUGUGGGUCAACUGUACAAGCUAGAAGGGCUGAAAACCAUUGCUGUCACAACCAAUGGGAUCAACUUAGCUAGAUUGCUGCCCCGGCUGAAGGAGGCAGGACUGAAUGCCAUCAACAUUAGCCUGGAUACUUUGGUCCCAGCUAAAUUUGAGUUCAUUGUCCGAAGGAAAGGCUUUCACAAGGUAAUGGAAGGAAUCCAUAAAGCCACUGAACUUGGCUACCAUCCUGUUAAGGUAAACUGUGUGGUGAUGCGAGGCUUCAAUGAGGAUGAACUGCUGGGCUUUGUGGAUUUCACAAAGGAUCUGCCCCUUGAUGUGCGGUUCAUAGAAUACAUGCCCUUUGAUGGCAAUAAAUGGAACUUCAAGAAGAUGGUGAGCUACAAAGAAAUGCUUGAUACAAUUAAACAGCGAUGGCCUGAAUUGGAGAAAUUGCCCUGUGAAGCUUCCAGCACAGCCAAGAGUUACAAGGUGCCACAUUUCCAGGGACAAAUCAGCUUUAUCACCUCCAUGUCGGAGCACUUCUGCGGAUCCUGCAAUCGGCUGAGGAUAACAGCAGAUGGGAACCUAAAGGUGUGCCUUUUUGGGAAUUCAGAAGUGUCCUUAAGAGAUCACCUACGGUCGGGUGCCUCAGAGGAAGAGCUGGUUCAAAUCAUUGGAGCAGCGGUGGGCAGAAAAAAGAAACAGCAUGCUGGCAUGUUUAACAUUUCCCAGAUGAAAAACCGGCCAAUGAUCCUGAUCGAGUCUGCGUUGAUGUCAUUCCCACUAUGCCAAGAUGCCCUGCAGAAUCCCCCAAAUUCGAAACAGUGGGGCCACACAUUUAGCCAUUGGCUGACUUUGAGAGCAAGUUUACCCAAACAAAUGGGAAACGCAUUAAUGAAAAAUAAGCUUACAGGACAACUUUUCCUGCCAGGAUCUCACCCAGAGCAACAGUGGCACAUAACAACAGGAAUUCCACAAACCCAGCUCAGAGGUUGCUGUGUCUUCCAGAAGGACCCAAGCUCCGCAUUUGACACGAAGUGCCUUGAGGCUUCUCCUGUUGGCCAAGUUUCUACAGACCGUCAGUCCGAAGAGGCAAGUUCAGGAUCUGAAUUCUGUACCGGGGCUUCAGACUCUUGUACCGAGGUACCUUGUGCCUCUGACAACUUGACUCACACCGAUGAGGAAGGACGGGCCACAAUGGUAGAUGUUGGAGGGAAGCCAGAUUCAAGAAGAAGUGCAGUUGCUGGUGCUGUGGUUCGCCUGGGUGAGAAGGCAUUUGGGAUGGUGAGGCAGAACCAGAUGAAAAAAGGUGAUGUGCUGGCAGUAGCCCAGAUUGCAGGAAUUCAGGGAGCCAAGCUGACCAGCCAGUUGAUCCCGUUGUGUCACAACAUUGCCCUCAACCAUGUUGAGGUGUCUCUGAGCCUGGAUGAGGCCAGAUACGCAGUGGUCAUUCGCAGCUCCUGUCAGACCUGGGGGAGGACAGGUGUGGAGAUGGAAGCUCUCACAGCUGCCAGCCUGGCUGCCCUGACUGUGUAUGACAUGUGCAAAGCUGUUACUCAUGACAUUGUGAUUGAAGAGGUGAAGUUGCUUAGGAAGGCAGGCGGACAGAGGGGAGACUUCUCAAGGGUCUAGAUCAUACCCAGACACCUCCAGCCCUCCAGGUGACCCUGCUCAUGUUCAGCCUCUUACAGAGCUACUUUUGCUCAGCUGGUAGGCUUGGAUACCACAACCCUACAGCUCCAGUUUUGCCUUACCCGGUCAGCUUACUGCUGGGUAAACAGUGGAGCCACUUAUCCCUGUUGAUAACCAUCUAUGUUUUUUAGAGGACAGAAUUCUUCAUUCUGCCAAUGCCUUCAUUUCAGUGUCCUCACCGUGAGCUUGAGCAAAGAUUCCUAGUUGUACCAUAGAGGUGUUUUGUUUUUCUUUUUUUCCUACUUGCUGUGAAAUAUUCACAGCUGCUGUCAUCACACCAUGCAACUGUGAGCUCUGGAAAUGAAGCGAGUGCUGAAAAUGGUGUUAUUUGGCAACUAUUUUCAAGUCAAGGAUUAAGACUUCAGAAUUCUGUCUGUCCCUCUGCCCCCCUUAGUUGAAUUUAGAAGGUGAUAGUAAGAACAUAGCUUGGCUUACCUUACCAUACAGCAGAGAUUAUAACUGUGGAACAGCCAGGGUCAGAGGGGCAGCUCCCAUCUCUUUGCAUUGCUACUGCUUCCCUUGCCUGCAAGUGGGAAAUAUCCACGUAUCUGUUUCAAAAGAAAAAAAAAAAAAAAAAAAAAAAAAAAAGGCAGCUGCCCAGCUCUCUGCCUUGAGCGCUCUCUGGGUUUGGAAGAAUUAUUUUGCUGAUCUGAAAGAUACCUUUUACAAUAUUAGAAGCAUGUUUCCAGCAUUUUGACCUUAGCACUCAAAAUACACUGAGGCAUUGUGUCUGCAUGCUUAAGGGCUUAAUUAUGCCACGCGCAGAAGUAAGUGUCAGCUCUCCCUGAUUUUAGAAAUAGAUGUCAAGCCCCAGAAGACUCCCAGUUUUUUAAUCCUACAGCGCAGCUCCUAGUAACCAGCAACCUGCGUAGUCCUGACAGAUAAAACAAAAACUUUAAGACUAGUUGCCACUUGGAAGAGUAAGGUAGCUGCUGUUGCCUCAGCCAGAGUGUUUUCCUGCAUGUUCUUCUAAUUUGCUUUCACAAAGUCUUCUGGCCUCAGAGCACUUACAUGUCCCCAUAAAUGUACCCAUGGCCACUGUCAUGUAGCAUUAAAUCGCUUUGAUAACUGACUAUCCUAGAUAAGAAAUUACUCAACGUUGCUUUGUUAAUAUUGAUGUUAAUUUAUGUGCUCUAAACAGGGUAUUAUUUUCAACUUUGGUUUACUUGUUUUCUAGUGCUUAUGGCUAAUGUGAAGUCGCAUAUGAUUCAGGGUGCUCCCUCUCCAUACGCACAGAGUUGAAGACAACUCUCAUAACAUCAAAGAGGCUACCGAAGGAGUGUCUUAAACUUUGCAAGUAGCUGCUUCUCAUGAAGUAAGGUUAAAUUACUGUGAGCAUCAGUAAAGCACACACCACGCUGUCACGCACAUCCUGCUCACUGACUUAAAGUCUAAGAUGAGGAGGCAAUAAGUUUUACUACAAAUGUCUGUUUAUCCUUUACAAAUCUCAUAUACUAGCUACAAGUCUCAUAGACUAGCUACCACAGAAGGCACUUUUUCCACUAAAGGUGAAUUAAUUUGAUUCUUUAUUCAUCAUCACUGUGAGAUAAGGCACAUACACUGACAGGCAUAGCAGCUGCAGCUGAAAGGGGAAGGAGUCUGGAAAGCUUGGAGCCCAAACUCCAUAAACAUUUGUACACCUACAUUCAGCAUCACAGUCCCGAUGCCCGUGAUAUCACGGAUCUCUCUGUAAGUUAACAACAGUAGGGGCACUCCUGUUCCUUCCCAGGAGCGUACCCAGCCCUGCACUCAGCACCCUGCAAAUAUGAGAGACCUUGUUCAUCUGUGGAGCUGCUGUGCUGGUAGCGCAGAUGUUUCCCUAGCUCAGCAUGGAAACAAAAGUGCCAGGAAAAGGAAGCACGUGUGUAACCUGCUAAGUUAACAGAUUUACACAAGCACUUCACUCACCACCACCACCACGCACAACACACCCUGCCCUCCCUUCACCCACUCUCUACAUAGUUUUGAAAACUAAAAGGAAACUAGAUGUACUCAGCAGUAAUGAAAUGAUGCUUUGGGGCAUAUGAUUGUUUGGCUUCUGAGAAGCUUGCUGUCAUGCCAUAAAGCUCACACAAAGGACUCGAGACCAUACAAGGAACUACAGAGCACACGCACGACUGCCACGCACAUCUUACCACUUACGCACAUUUCACUCCUUUCUUGGGUUGAGAGUGGCUGGAAGCUUUGGGCAAACAGACACUGGUACCAUUUUAUGCUCGUGUUACACUAUCAAGUUUUGAAACUGUGCACAUUUAUAGAUAACGAACCAAGCAUGAGUCAACAGAACAUUUUGUGAGAGAAAUGGGCUGAUAGCACUGGAUGUUUCAGUGGUGCUAGGUGGGCAAUGGUGUAAUACAUGUUGACAAACUGACUACUUUUUUGAAGCUUGUUUUUUUUGUCCACUGCAUUUUUAAUAAAUACUA